GUCCCCGAUUCCCCCCAUGUUUUCCACAAUGUAACGGAAUCCCAAACGCUGCUAGUUUCAUAAAUCACACAAUCGAAAAAAUCGCAAAUAGCCUCCAUCUCCCUUCAAGGUCCCUGAGCAAGUGUACCUACUCUUUCCGGCUGGUGUGAGUCGAAUUGCCCAGAUUAUAUAACAAUUUUCGGUGGAAAUUGGCCGCGUGGCGCGACAAAUUGGCCGUUUUUGUCACUUUUUCACGUGAUGAAUUUCCAUCUCGACUGAGGAUCGAGUCAUUUCAAUCCUCAAUCGCCAUUUCUCGAGGCAAUAACCGUAAUAUAGUAACCCAAUUCCGCGUGGCUAGACUUUCAUCUUAAGUAUUUUGUUUGAAAAAAAUAACGUUUUAUCAAAUGACGAGGCGAUGAAUUAUUUAUGGACAAGGGCCUGAGCGAAAACUGGGACGUUAUUUCGAGUUGCGCAACGCGGGCCGCACACGUGCUGGAAUUUUGAAUCAGCGGACAAGUCUGGGAACCACUGAUAAAUGACCGAAAAGCCGAAAUUUUUGCUUGAUCCGGGUCAAGCCCAAAACAAACAAAUUCAAAUUAAUCCGAAAUUACGAAAUCCCGUGCAUCCCAAUUCAUUUGGUGGCCCCCACUAUACAAUCUCUAGCAAGUGGCCGCCUUCCAUCUGCAAACUCUAUUACUUCUCCGAGUUUGUAACACUUGCAACGCUCCGAGAGCUCGGCUUGUGAUGUGACUCAAGUGAGGUGUCUACUGCAUUUGGAAAUUUUUGGACGAGCAUUUGGGGCUAAAUCGGGGCUCUUUUUGGGGAUGAAGUACCAGCCAUGGGUACCGCUAUGCCGAGCGCACCGGCCGCUCAGGGGUUCCUGCCAACAGUAGUUCUUCAGAUGUUACAGUGCCCACAGUGUCUUAAACUCGACCAGUCGUUUUUAAAACGUGAAAAUGCAGUGCCCAAGACCUUUAGUGUUAGUGUUAGUGACAUCGGCUGUGAUAGCCGCAACUCCGGUACCAUCUGGAACCACCACAACAGCAAGGUACUCUUUAGGAGGACACACUCAUUUAACAUACCUACCUCAAUUUUCCGACACGACAGAACUGAUCUCGGUCACUAGAAACCCAAAACGACCCAAAAACGAAACGUUUUACACAGACAUGGUACUGAAAAUUUUGACCCAGCCCACUUUUCGCGGCGAAAAUAUGCGCAAAAUUAAACGAAAAGACCAACAACUACUCACAAACUUUGUCAAAAAUAAUUUGGAAGAUCUAAACACCCCUAACAAAACGAUCAAAGUUGGUACCAAAAACAAGGUUCGUGUUGGUACCACCACUCGGAAAACCACGAAACUUACCCCAAACCCUAUAGUUAUUAACAUUACUGCACCCCCCAAAAAACCGACAAAGGUGGUACGCGUAACCAAACCCCCUUUCAAAAUCAAACUAACCCCAACCACCAAAAAACCCAAAAUAAAACCAACAAUUAGACGCGUUGUCACAAAAUGGCCCAAUGAAGUCAAACAGAAUUGGUACGAACAAGGGGUACCAUACCCCACCCCCAACCCCGAAAUCAACUCACACUCGCCCCCUUACUCCCUCAGCGAGGUCGCUUCAGACCCUGGCCAGGUCUCAGAACCCCCCCAGACUGACCUAAGCAAUGCUAUCAGUACCUUUAAUCUGGACAUGGCCCCCGACCCCUCCAACAUCCGAGAUGGGGCCGGGGGUUCCCCUUGCCCCACAGUCCACAUUUCAAGCUCGGUCCUAACCCCCCAACAACGCCAAGACUGUUCCGACUUAAACCUCGUCAUAAACUCCCAUUUCCAUCAAAAUUCAGUAACAGACCGGUCCCCCCUUACCCCCGAAACGUACGACGCAGCCAACCAGGCCCAGCAGGAAGACCCGGCACCGCCCCCGCAAACUCAAGCCGAUCCUGGGGGCGGCGCCGGCGGCGCCUCACAAGCCGCCGCUCCCGCGGCCCCCGGUGGUGGUACCGGAGGGAGCGGCGGUAGUGGCGGUAAUGGGGGCGAUGGCGAUGAUGGAGGUGGUCUCAAAUUACCAGAUUUGAAAGGUUUGAUGGAUUUGUUGGGCUGGUUGUGGGACAAGUUGGGCCACCUCUUCAAUUUUUUGAAAAAUCCCUACUUGUAUCUGGUACCAAUGGUACUGUUUUUCUUGCUGGGUUUCUUGGCGGUCAUUUUGUUGUUCCCCUGGUGGAUCCCGGCGUUGUUUUUGUUCGCCAGUGCGAAAACAGCACAGAAAAAAAAUGUCGCGUUUUAUAAACAUGUCCAUAAACCGGUGCAUCACCCAGAUGGGUGGUUUUGGAACCAUGAGACUAAAACCUGGCAGAAUUUGGCCGAAAUCGUGCAUCAUCAUCAUCAUCAUCGAAGGUCGGAUGGUGAUGGUGACAGUGGUGAAGAUAAUUAUAAAGAAAUAACAGAUGCUAUAGAAAAUUUCUCGCGGAAAUAUGAGAGUAGUAGUCAGUCGUGGAAGUGGCGGAGAAGGGUCAGGUAGUGGUUAAAGGUGGUCAAGAUUUUUAGUCAAUCGUGUAAAUAUUGUAAAUUUUGCUGUGAUUUCGUCGGAAAGCUGAUUGAGGUAGGCGCGCGAAUCUCUUGUACGUAGUUAUUUAUUUAUUUAUUUUAUUUAUUUAUUUAUCUGUAUUUAUCAAAAGUCGCCAUAACUGUAUCAUAUGUAUUACUAAGACGGAAAAAGAAAUAAAAUGAUUGUUGAAAC
Molecule: messenger RNA, 2714 nt
Organism: Tribolium castaneum (red flour beetle)
Lineage: Eukaryota; Metazoa; Arthropoda; Insecta; Coleoptera; Tenebrionidae
Product: mucin-2
Exons: 4
Coding region: 936-2495 (519 amino acids)
Source: RefSeq, a predicted model, not a curated record